This is a messenger RNA of Stylonychia lemnae, 3177 nucleotides long. NCBI's taxonomy places the organism in Eukaryota, Ciliophora, Spirotrichea, Sporadotrichida, Oxytrichidae. The record is from the annotation of a GenBank genome assembly.
AUGACUGAUUUCUCAUCGUUCAAUGUAUAAAAUUGUGUAAAUUUGCACUAAAGCAGACAAAUUUAUCAGUCACCAAUCAAAUUCUAGUACCCUUCUCCCUUCUAAUGGAAGUUCAACUCAGAGAAUAGCUCCGUUAAUAAAUCCUUCGGCCUCUCAAUUGCCGAAAUUCAGAUGAUGAAUAGUCCCAGAACAGAUAGACUCGAAAAAUGCCUCGAGAGGAUCGAAGAAUAUAAAAAUGAGGGACGACUCAAUGAUGUCUUAAUCACAAUUGAGCAAGGGCUUUAAAUAUUGAAAAAUGAUCCCUAUCACGAUCACGAAAUGAACUAGAGGUUUUUCAUUAGAUUUUAAGUGAGACUUGCACAAACACAACUUGAACUUAACAUGCUUGCUGAGUCUUAUCAAAUAUGUGAUUAAGGAGUUUAAGCGCUAACUCAGAGUGAUAAUUAAGUAGCUGCCAACAGAAAUCAUAUUCAGGAAUUUCUCAUUGUAAAAGCUAGUCUAAUGCUUAUUCAUGGGGACUUCAAUUAAGUGAAUUAGAUCAUAAAUGAGAUUGAGUCUCUUGGAGACAUUUGUGAUGAUCAUAUUAAUCUUAAAUUGGCGAUGAUAAAGUACGAAUUACUCUUGGCGCAGAAUGACAUUGAGUAGGCAAUAAACUACUUGAUCUAAAGUAUCAACACCUUCGUGAAUGUCCAGCUUAGUUUGGUUGAGCGAGCCUUUUUGAAGUUGCUCGAACUCCAUCUUAACCUAAUGAAAGCAGACCACAAUUAAAGAGUAAAGGCAGCCUAGCUAAACUAUGAGUUGUUUAAAAUCUCAAGGGAGAUGAAAGACGUGCACAAAAGCAUGAACUAUAUCAACUAGGCUGUUGAACUAGACCCCCAAGACUGGACAUAUCAAUUUGAAUUGGCUCUUUUUAUCAAGUAGGCACUGAAACUCAGAUAAGAUGCAUCUGUAAUUAUGAAGAAAGUAUUAGACUUAAACCCUGCUAAUUCAAAGGUGUGGUUUGAGGCUGCAUGUCUUGCAGAGGAAAUGACAGAAUAUGAAUAAGCGAGGGAAUAUCUAGAUAAAGCUGUGAGUAUUGACCCAUAUAAUGUCGAGAUUCACAACAAAAUUUCACAGAUAUAAUACUCUCUCAAAAGAUAUCCAGAGGCUAUCUAGAGCCUAGAGAAUGCUAUAUAAAUUUAUCAUCAGGAUUAAACUUAAUGCCAACAUAAUUUGUCUAUUUUACUGGGGAAUCUAGGCAUGAUAUAUUCAAAUCUUAAUGAAAAUGAAAAAGCUUACACUUUGCUCUAAUAAUCAAUAUAAUGCAAUAACGAUAAUCUACAUAACUGGCUAUAACUCGCAGUUCUAGAGAUGAAGCUUGGAAAAUACGACAACAGCAUGAAUAUAUGUGAAAGAGUUCUAUCAUUUGACCACACUAAUGAAAAAGCUUUUGAGCUUAAAGGUGAUUUAUUUAAAUGCAUUGGCUAAUUUGAUUAAGCCUUUUUAUUCUAUAGCAAGGCUAUUGAAGUUAACCCAGAGAGUCACUCAGCUAAUAGCUCAAUCGCUGAUCUAUAUAGAAAUUAAGGCAAACUAAAAGAAGCAAUAGAUUAUUAUAAAAAAGCCUUAUCAGUAAAACUUGAUCUAACUGCAACAUUUGCGGCAAUGUGCAAUGCCAAGUAAUUUUGCUGUGAUUGGGAUUAGGCAGAUGACUGCUUCUAACAUCUAUAUAAUCUAGUUUCAAAGUAAAUGGAAGCAGGGGAAUUGCCUUGUGUCGAUCCAUUUUCUCUCUUUAUGUAUAACUUUACCCCUGAGCAAAAGUACCUAGUCACUAAAAGAUAUGCUGAUCAUAUUAAGACUACUACUAUGAAAAACUUGCAUGCCUAAGGAGUUACUUUUCAUGGAUUUUAACACUAGAAGGUCAAUCCAGAUCACUAAAUUUUCAAGAUUAGACUUGGGUAUGUUAGUUGGGACUUCGCUGAUCACCCACUAGCAUAGCUUAUGCAAUCAAUAUUUGCAAUGCAUGAUCGAUCUAGAUUUCAUGUAGUAGCUUUUAGUUUAAGAAAAAAUGAUGGGAGUGAGUGGAGAUAAAGAAUUGAAAGUGGCUGUGAUGAGUUUUAUGAAAUACCUGAUGGUAUGAGUACAGUAGAUCUGUCCAACUUUAUAUAUGGAAAGAGCAUUCACAUUUUAUUCAACUUAAAUGGAUGGACAUAAGGUCAUAGGUCUGAUGUAUUCGUCCUUAGGCCUGCUCCAAUCCAGAUCUCAUAUAUGGGCUUUUGUGGCUCAAUGGGAGCUGAUUAUAUUGAUUAUAUAAUUACAGAUGAGAUAGCCACUCCUCCAGAGUGUCUUAAGAGAUUUUAUGCUGAAAAAGCAAUUUACAUGCCUCAUUCCUAUUUCGUAAAUGAUUACAUGCAAAGCUCUCCUUAUACUAUUGAUCCUAAUUUCUCAAGAUCUUGCAGAAGAUAAUUUGGUCUUCCUGAAGAUAAGUUUAUAUUUGCAAACUUCAAUUAGCUGUACAAGCUCGACUAGAAUACAUACACAGUAUGGAUGAACAUUUUAAAAAGAGUUCCUAACUCAGUAUUGUGGGUGCUUGAAUACCCUGCAGAUGCUAAGGAAAAUCUUCUUAAAGAGGCAGAAAAUAGAGGAGUAAAUUCUAAUCGAAUCAUUAUGACAACGAAGGUGCCUAAACACUAGCACAUUGAAAGAUGUCAUUUAGCAGAUUUAUCACUAGACAAUCCCAUUACAAAUGGACACACCACUACAUGUGAUUUGUUAUGGAGUGGACUUCCAGUUAUCACUUAUCCCAUAUCUGAAAAUAUGCCCAGUAGAGUUGCAGCAAGCAUUUGCUAUGCUUUAGAGUGUCCUGAAAUGGUUGUCCAUUCCUACCAAGAGUAUGAGGAAUUAUCAGUAAAACUAGCAACAUCUGAUUUUCAAAAACCCAAACCUUCAGAUAAUAUUCCACUUCACCUUCAUAAUAAACUUGGUUCACUAAGACUAAAGUAACUCAGAGCUAAAAUUGAAAGAAAUCGUCAAACAACUCCGCUUUUUAAUACUAAAUUAUGGGUUCAGCACAUGGAGGUCGGUCUAUUAAAAGCUUGGAGUAUGUAUAACUCAACUGGUAGCGUAGACAAUAUAAAGAUAUCAGAACUGCUUGCUAAUAUCAAGAACCAGAGUAAAAGUCAGCCCUUGUAGUAUUAAUGA